Molecule: messenger RNA, 2696 nt
Organism: Bufo gargarizans (Asiatic toad)
Lineage: Eukaryota; Metazoa; Chordata; Amphibia; Anura; Bufonidae
Product: Fc receptor-like protein 5
Exons: 9
Coding region: 271-1686 (471 amino acids)
Biological process (GO): cell surface receptor signaling pathway
Molecular function (GO): transmembrane signaling receptor activity
Source: RefSeq, a predicted model, not a curated record
GCUGCCAGCAGGAGAUUCCUUUGUAACAAUUCAGCUUCGCCUGAAUCUUUCUUGUUCCUGGCCGCAGUCCCAUGUGUGUAAACAGGGAAGGGGCUGUAACCAACACCCCAAAGAAAUAUCACAUCAUACACAAAGCUAACGUCCCAAAUAAAUCUACGUUUUACCGAGAAAGUCAUUUCAGGCUGUAUAGGGCUUCAAUAAAGGACUUAAAUUUUUGAUGUAAACCCAAGGAUGUUUUGACUUGCCUGGACACUGCCUUAUCCCAACGCCAUGUAUAACAUGCUCCCAGCAUGCUUGCUUUUAUGGCUUUAUCUUUUAGUGGAGCUCAAUCUGUGUGAAGCUGUUCUUCAGAGACCACAAAUCUUCUUUUCAGCCAGUUAUGCCACAUACCUUACUGGAGAAGCUGUGUUUCUAGAGUGUCAAGCCGCAACUGACUUCACAAUACAUGGAUAUAAAUUCUUCAAAAAUAAUCAAGAAGUUCAAAGAAUGGAAGCACCUUCUCUGAACAAGUAUAAGAUAAGAGCAGCAAAAGGAAAUGAUGCUGGAUCCUAUACCUGUCUCUACUGGCUGUCAGAUAGCAGAGGAAAGCAAGAAUCAGAAUUCAGCUUCCCUGUGUCUUUGUCUAUAAUAGAUCAGCCAUCUACACCUUCUCUGUUGGUCAAGCCUCAACAAGCCCUGUACUUUGAAGGAGAAGCUGUGACAUUGGAUUGUGAACAUCCAAGCAUAAAUUCCCAGAUUACCUACUAUUUUUACAAAGAUACAAACAGACUAAGCAGUUACUUUCACACAUCAAAGUCUGAACACCACAUUUCCAGCUUGACUACCAAGGAUUCUGGUAAUUAUGACUGCGAAUACUUGGUGUUAGGACACCAGAGGACAAUCCCAUCUGGCAAAAGCACUCAACAAACUAUUACUGUCACCGCUUUAUCUAGUUCUCCAUUGUUGAAGUUCCAGCCCUCCUACGCAACAUUUAUAAAUGGAGAAAACCUAACCAUGGAAUGUGAAGCUCCUUCACCAGUUUAUGUUACUCUGUAUCGCUUCUACAAGGAGGGAGAGGAAUUGAAAGGGCCGUCAUCACACAGAGGAAUCUACACAUUGCAGAACAUCACGAAAGAAGAUCAAGCCGAGUAUACUUGUAUGUACUGGAGCCCAAAGAGCAACAGAGAGAUCCCAUCCACUCAGAGUCCUACAAAAGAGCUUUAUGUAAUAGAUCCUUUACGCCCCCCAUUGUUCUUUGUAGAUCCUCCUAGUGGUAGGAUCUGGGAUGGAGGCAAUGUAACAUUAUACUGUACAGCCCCUGAGGAGUAUGAAAGAACUAAAUUCCACUUUUUCAAUGAUAAAGAUGAAAUAAUAACUGUACCCACUUACAAAAAGAGACCAGCAGCAGUAACCAUCAACAUGAGGAAAAGUAAUGGCACUUCAGCUAUCAAGUACUUCUGCCAAUACACAGCAGAGAUAAAGGGACGCUCAUUGCUGUCACCAAAGAGUCCUCAAAUUGAGAUUAUUGUGGUAUCAAAAGGAUCUUUGUUAUGGCUGAUAGCCUUUGGAGUUGGUGCUGGGAUAGCCGUAUUGCUUGUAAUUAUUGGUUUAAUCUAUUGGGUUCUGUUGGCCAAGAAAGAUACAAAAAAAUAUACUGUGGAGUCAAAACCAGUUCAUAAUAGUGGAUGCAAAGUCACCUCACUAUAACCUUCUAGAAGAAUGAAAAUGGCAUAAACACUACGACAGCUAUCUAUUUAAUUACACAGGGUGGUUCACACCUUGGUUUACCAAUAUGCGUUGGUGCAUAACUGCUGUGAAUUUGGGUUCAUGCAUCAAGGAACUUCUUGGACUUGACCAUAUAUGAAACCCUUUCUACCUCUGAUGAGAAGCAAAGAGCUGAAGUUUUGCUACUGUACUUUUAAGAAAAUAUGGACAAUCAACCUGAUAUGGCCACUUAAAUCCAUAAAAAGGCAAUGUUUCUGCAAUGCUAUUAUACUGUAGCAGUGUGUUUGAUACAGAACAUGAUUUUUUCAUUGGGUUCUGACUAGGGAUGAGGGAAUUUGUGUUUUUAAGUUCAGUGUACAAAGUUCCAGUUCGGGUUAUGAGAGAAUUAUGGUCCGUGGCAACUGAAUUCUUAGAUAACUGGAACCUUGUAUGCCAAACUUGAAAACACAAGUUUGCUCAACACUAGUUCUGACACAAUAAUGAUAUCCAACCUCUAAGGGCAUGCUAAGGUUCAACAAUCUAUAAUCCAGAUUCAUUUCUGUUUAUUGUUUCCUUUUUGUUAUUUCUUAAAAGAGUUAUCUAGGAAUCAGACAGACCUCCCAGAAUGGCCAACCCACAGUACUUACCUGGUUCACAACUCUGGGUUCGAUGUCAAACACUCCUGGGCCAACUCUUCCUCUCCAUGCUGUGCUUAAAAAAUCAACUUCCAUUGAUGCUGGGAACCCAUGGCCGCAGCAGCUAAUCUAAGGCUGCAGCGGUGACCUGCUCACCUUGUGUCUCACGUGACCAGUAGCGCAGUAGUCAUGUGUGUCCCCUGUCAACAGAUGUUUAUCUCAGUGCAGCAAGGAAAAGGAAGAACGGGCCCAGGAUUAUUAGCCAUCGAACUCAGGUCUGUCUAAACUUGGAUAACCCCUUUAAAUAACCUUUCAGUUUUUACAGUGGAUAUAAAAUGUCUACAUACCCCUGUUAAAAUGUUAGAUUUCUGUGCUGUA